AAUACCUAUUCGACCUCAGCUAUUCCCCCAGCCUGCCAGCCUGCCACUGCGCUAAUUCCACCAUCAUCUCAAUCCAUGGACCGCUCCGGACUGGGCACUCUGUUCCUGCUCUUGCUCCUGCUCCUGCUCCUGCCCUGUGCUGCCCCCGCGACCACGGCCUAGUGUGUGUCUGUCUGUGUGGGUGUGGGUGUGUGUGUCUGUGUCUGUGUCUGCACCGCUUCUGCUGCCGACAUGACGACUUCACGACUGGACCGCUUGGUCGUCCUGUUGGAGACGGGCUCGACCCAGCUGAUUCGGAAUACCGCCGCGCAGCAGCUCGCAGAUGUCCAAAAGAACCACCCGGACGAACUCUUCAACCUACUCACGCGCGUGGUGCCCUAUCUGAGGUCCCCCUCAUGGGAUACGAGGACUGCUGCUGCUCGUGCCCUGGGCGGCAUCGUGGAGCACGCGGAAAGGUAUGAUCCCAAUGCCACUCUGGACCCGGUCACAGAUGAAGUCAAGCCAGACCCGGACUAUGAAUCGAACAAAGAAGACUCGACGGCAUCGGCCCCGCCCGAGCAGCUCGCCUUAGCGACUCUGGAUGUAGAGGCGAUCUUGACCUAUGGCAAGGAACUACUCGGAAGCGCGGGGAGGCAGUACGACUUCAAGCUGGCUGGUCUUAAUGCGAUUGAGCGACUUGCAGCUCAGAAGGCGUCUUUAACGAGGCGUCUUGGACUCGGCGGCGAGUACAUCGAGGAAGACCUGGUUAGCGAAAAGGAUAUCGCAAUCAGGUCCUCGAUGAAUACUCCUGCUUUGCCCCGGCUCGAGACGGAUGGCAGUAAGAGUGCUAUGGACGAUGCGACCAUGAAGUCGCCCGAGGAAGCCACCCCACAGACCCCCGCUGCCGGCGAGAUGAGCAAACGACAGCUCAAUAUGCUGAAGCGGCGACGCAAGGAAGAACUCAAACGCGACAACAAGAAAUUCAAGUACGACUUCGCCCUUCGACGUGAGAGCACGGGCUUGGCACCAACGCCGGGUGGCGAAACCAGACAAGAGAUCAAACAGGAGCCUGACGCUAACGGCAAUGGCGACUACUUCUCACUGGAUCGUAAAGGUGGCGACGAUGACUCCCAGAUCGUCUCGGAAUUCAAAGGCGCACCAAUGGCAGAGAAAUCGACGUUAGUCAGCAAUGAAGAUGGAAACGAAUGGCCCUACGAACGUCUCUGCGAAUUUCUGACUGUGGACCUAUUCGAUCCGGCUUGGGAGAUACGACACGGCGCUGCCAUGGGUCUACGGGAGAUUAUUCGGGUGCAUGGAGCUGGAGCUGGUCGCCGUGCUUCCAAGACACGAGAAGAGAAUGACAAGCUGAAUUGCGCGUGGCUGGAUGAUCUAGGCUGUCGGAUCUGCUGUGUGUUCAUGCUAGAUCGAUUUGCCGACUAUGUCUCCGACAAUGCCGUUGCACCCAUACGGGAGACCGCAGGUCAAGUCCUGGGUGCCGUACUUCAGUUUCUGCCGGCUUCCUCGGUACACGAGAUCAAUCGCAUUCUGUAUCGCUUGGUAAUGCAGAAGGAUCUCAAGGUAUCCCGACGCAUCUGGCAUGCAUGCCAUGGCGGCAUGAUCGGUAUGCGCUAUCUCGUUGCGGUGCGUACUGAUCUGCUCUUCCAGGACCGAUCUCUAAUGGAUGGUGUUCUUGAGUGUGUCAUGAAAGGCUUGGGCGAUCAGGACGAUGAUGUGCGCGCCGUGAGCGCUGCGACACUUAUUCCCGUGGCCAAGGAAUUCGUGAAUGUUCGCUCCGAUGAACUCGGUCACCUUAUUGGCGUGGUCUGGGAAUGCUUAUCCAGUCUCUCGGAUGACCUGAGUGCGAGUACGGGAUCGGUCAUGGAUCUACUUGCCAAGCUGUGCAGCUUUUCGGAAGUGCUAGCGGCCAUGAAGGAGAAUGCUGCUGCCGAUCCCUUGCAAUCCUUCGACGAGCUGGUGCCCAGGCUAUAUCCCUUCUUGCGACAUACGAUCACGAGCGUGCGAUCCGCUGUGCUGCGUGCUCUACUCACCUUUAUCAACAUUGAUGGUACGGAUACCAAAGGCUGGAUCAAUGGCAAGGCCCUUCGCCUGGUUUACCAAAAUCUUCUGGUGGAGCGCAACGACGGAGUACUCAGGUUGUCGCUCGAUGUAUGGGAGGCCUUGGCCAAUGCCUUGGCUGCGAAGCAUCCGCUAGCUUUCCAGCAGGAAUUCGAGCCCCAUGCUCUGCCACUCCUGUCUCUGACAACACACCCCAUUGGCAUCAGCCGCCACCCCAUACCAAUGGAUGCCACACUGUUUAUCAAGCCUUCUGGCCAAACCUAUGCACCACUUGCCAACGCGCGCCGUCCCUCCCCUGUCAAUGGCUCCGAGCCCGCUAGAAAGCGUCGCAAAUCCGAGAAGAAAGAGAGCUCACUACCACCUGUCACGACCACAACUCACAACAUCGAUGCCGCUAUCAUGCAAGGCGACAUCGACCUUGUUGGUGCCGAUAUCAUGAUCAGAAGCCGCAUCUUCGCCACUCGUGCAUUGGGCAAAGCGAUAUCCUUGUGGCCUACUGACCAGCGCCACCUCUUUUUUGCGCCCAAACUGCUACCUAGCCUCAAAUCAGCUUACGGAUCUACCCAGUUGUUCACUGCCAUGGCUCUAGAAGGGUACGCGAUCACGAUAUCAGAGCAAGACCAGCUUGCGUUGGAUGCAUCCACCGACUUGCGCUCACUCGUGGAAGACGAUAGGCCUGGGUGGUACAGUGAUCUGGCAAGCUAUCUGCGCAUUGCCCGUGCUCAAUGUCAGCAGCUUCUCAAUGCCUUUGAGAAGGAGGGUCACGUUCCAGGUAGCAAGAUACCCAUCAUCGCAAUUGUCUGCCAAGGAGAACCCGAAGCCGGGAAGAACGCAUUUGGACUGGCUGAUGCUCAAAAGAUCGUUACAAGCGACUAUGACCGCCUCACCAAAGGAAUGUCAAAAGUCCAGCGUAUGACUGCUGCUGAAGCACUACAGACUGCGAAGCUGGAUGCAGAGACUGCUAUCACGGACGCGCAAGCUGCCAAAGCGCAAGCCGAUCUGCGCAUUCGAUCAACUGCUGCUGCUGCGUUGAUUGCUCUCCAUGCCAUUCCGAAGAAACCACAGUUUACCAUAAAGGCGGUCAUGGACAGCAUAAAGGAAGAAGACAACCUCGAUCUGCAGCAUAGGACGGCAUCCGCCAUUGCAGAUCUCAUUGCACGGCUCGUGGCGAACGAACGCCACAAAGUGGUCGAGAAAGUGGUCGGCAAUCUUGUCAAGUUUUGUUGCAUGGAGACUGGUGAAACGCCAGAAUUCCACCCGAAUGCGGACAAAGAAGUCGGCAUCCUGUCGUUGCAGAAGGAUGAAGACAUUCAAGAUCGUCCCGAUGCUGCUACCUACGAGCGUGAAGUAAGGGCCGCCCGCAUAACGCGUCGUGGUGCAAAGGAUGCACUCGAGCAAUUGUGUGUCAAGUUUGGCGCAGACAUCUUCAACAAGGUUCCACGACUGCAGGGCUUGAUCGAAGGUCCUAUACAACAUUGCUUUGCGAACGACCUGCCCAUCGACAUCACCGAUCCCGACACCUCCAUCGGCCAAGAAGCAAUCGAUGCCAUGUCGACCCUCCGAGCUCUUGUGGCAACACUCGACAGCAAGCUUUAUCCUUGGGUUUUGUCGCUGCUACCAUUCAUGGCGCGCGCUCUGCAGUGCAAACUUUCAGUUCUGCGCUAUACUGCCGCCAAGUGCUUCGCAAGCGUGUGCAGCGUCAUCACUGUGCAAGGCUUCACGAUGUUGGUUGAACAAGUCAUUCCACCGAUCAACAACGCGCACGAAGUUGUGCAAAGACAAGGAGCCAUCGAAUGCAUUUACCACCUCAUCCAGGUCAUGGGCGAUAGUAUUCUGCCUUAUGUCAUCUUUCUGCUGGUGCCCGUCUUGGGCCGUAUGAGUGACUCGGAUCCUGGUGUGCGACUGAUUGCAACUACCGCAUUCGCCACACUGGUAAAGCUGGUGCCACUGGAGGCCGGGAUUCCUGAUCCGGAAGGGCUGCCACAGGCACUUCUUGAAGGCAGAGAGCGAGAGCGCAAGUUCAUUUCACAGAUGCUGGACCCCAAGAAGGUCGAGUCAUUCACCAUCCCGGUCGCCAUCAAAGCCGAGCUUCGCUCAUACCAACAAGAAGGUGUCAACUGGCUCGCAUUCCUGAACAAAUACAAUCUACAUGGCGUGCUUUGCGAUGACAUGGGCCUUGGUAAGACUCUGCAAACGCUCUGUAUCGUUGCAAGUGAUCACCACAUUCGAGCGGAGGAGUUCGAAAAGACUGGGGCGCCCGAUCAGCGUCGUCUCCCAUCGAUCAUCAUUUGUCCCCCAACAUUGACUGGUCAUUGGAAACAAGAGAUUCGCACGUAUGCGCCAUUCUUGACCGCUGUGGCAUACGCUGGGCCCCCGCCUGAGCGGAGCAAGGUUCGUGACCAGCUCGCCACCGCGGAUAUUGUCAUCACGUCCUACGAAAUCGCCCGAAAUGACGUGGAGAUUCUGCUUCCGAUCAAUUGGAACUAUUGUGUACUCGACGAGGGUCAUCUCAUCAAGAAUCCCAAAGCGAAGGUGACCCAAGCCGUGAAGCGCUUGAUGAGCAACCACCGCCUCAUCCUUUCCGGCACGCCCAUCCAGAACAACGUGCUGGAGCUUUGGUCACUCUUUGACUUUCUGAUGCCUGGUUUCCUGGGCACAGAGAAAGUCUUCCAGGAUCGCUUUGCAAAGCCAAUCGCAGCGAGCCGGUUCGCAAAGUCCUCGUCAAAGGAACAAGAAGCCGGCGCAUUGGCUAUCGAGUCGCUGCACAAGCAAGUGCUGCCUUUCUUGUUACGUCGACUCAAGGAAGAAGUGCUGAACGAUCUCCCGCCCAAGAUACUGCAGAACUACUAUUGCGAUCUGUCUGAUCUGCAAAAAAGAUUGUUUGAUGACUUCACGAAGAAAGAGUCGAAAGCUUUGCAAAGCAUGGCCGGCAGCCCUGACAAGGAAGCAAAACAGCACAUCUUCCAGGCUCUACAGUAUAUGCGCAAGCUGUGCAACUCGCCAGCCAUGGUCAUGAAAGAAGAUCACAAGCAGUACAGUGCCAUUCAGGACAUGCUUGCGAAGCAAGGGUCGAAUAUCAAAGACCCAAAGCACGCGCCAAAGCUGACAGCGCUCCGCGACUUACUGCUCGACUGCGGUAUAGGAGUCGCCAGCAACCAGGACGGUGGCGUGCCCUCUGCCGAUCAAGCAGUUUCGCAGCACCGUGUUCUCAUCUUCUGCCAAAUGAAGGAAAUGCUCGACAUGGUCGAGAGUACAGUAUUGAGGAAAAUGCUGCCGAGUGCAACUUUUGCUCGUCUCGACGGAUCUGUGGAAGCUUCGAAGCGUCAAGACAUUGUGAAUCGCUUCAACUCGGACCCUUCCAUUGAUUGUCUCUUGCUCACAACCAGUGUCGGUGGUCUUGGUCUCAACCUGACUGGAGCUGAUACAGUCAUCUUCGUCGAGCACGAUUGGAAUCCACAAAAGGACUUGCAGGCCAUGGACAGAGCGCAUCGAAUCGGACAGAAGAAGGUGGUCAAUGUCUAUCGCCUCAUCACCAGAGGCACACUCGAGGAGAAGAUUCUCAAUCUUCAGCGCUUCAAGAUCGAUGUUGCUUCCACCGUCGUCAAUCAGCAAAACGCGGGUCUCGGUACCAUGGAGACGGAUCAGAUUCUUGAUCUGUUCAGUCUUGGGGAGACUGACCCCAAUCUUGCCAUUAGUGACAAGCCGGAGGCCGAUGGCGUCGAUGAAUCCAACGCGGUCGACGCAGAGGGCAACAUGCGAGAGAAGGGUAAGAAGGGUAUCCUUGACGAACUGAGCGAGCUUUGGGACGACAAGCAGUAUGAAGAGGAGUUCAAUCUCGAUGGCUUCUUGAAGACGAUGAAGGCAUGAUCAUCAUGAGUUUCAAACCUGGGCACUGGGGUGUUACUGUAGAGCAUAGCAUAGCACGGCGUUGGUUGGGCGAGUUUCCGGAGCAUGGGAUCUCUAGUAGGACCCAGACGAGCGAGUGGUCAUGUACGAUCCCAAGAGAGGCUUGAGCGUUCCAUUGGUUGUCCGGAAAACCAACGUCAGUUGAGAUGGAAAUUCAGAGCCCAAGGUAGGCACUACGUUGUUCGUACUUUUUCCUCUGCUGCCAAGCACGUUACGAGGUCAGAAAAGAUAUCCAAAACCGAGAUGCGAUGCAGAUCAAUCAAUCAU
Molecule: messenger RNA, 6228 nt
Organism: Sphaerulina musiva SO2202
Lineage: Eukaryota; Fungi; Ascomycota; Dothideomycetes; Mycosphaerellales; Mycosphaerellaceae
Product: TATA-binding protein-associated factor MOT1
Exons: 2
Coding region: 232-5922 (1896 amino acids)
Molecular function (GO): ATP hydrolysis activity; ATP binding; ATP-dependent chromatin remodeler activity
Source: RefSeq, a predicted model, not a curated record